GCCCGCAGCCGGGUGCCCGCAGCCAUGGCUCUGCUGCUGCCGCUGCUGGUGCGGGCGGCCGGCGGGCUGCGGGCGGCGGGGCAGGGCGGCGGUGGCAGCAGCAGCAGCAGCAGCAGCAGCAGCAGCAGCGCCAUGGAGGAGCUCGCCACCGAGAAGGAGGCGGAGGAGAGCCACCGGCAGGACAGCGUCAGCCUCCUCACCUUCAUCCUGCUCCUCACCCUCACCAUCCUCACCAUCUGGCUCUUCAAGCACCGUCGCGUCCGUUUCCUCCACGAGACCGGCCUGGCCAUGAUCUACGGACUCAUAGUGGGGGUGAUCUUGAGGUACGGGACUCCCUCUACCAGUGGCCACGACAAGCCGUUCAGCUGCUCGCAGGAGGACAGGCCCUUCACCACCCUGCUGGUCAACGUCAGUGGGAAGUUCUUUGAGUACACACUCAAAGGGGAGAUAAGCCCUGGGAAGAUCCACAACGUGGAGCAAAACGACAUGUUACGAAAGGUAACGUUUGACCCAGAAGUUUUUUUCAAUAUACUGUUGCCUCCUAUUAUUUUUCAUGCUGGUUACAGCCUGAAGAAAAGACACUUUUUCAGAAAUUUGGGAUCCAUUUUGGCUUAUGCCUUUUUAGGAACAGCUGUCUCUUGUUUUAUUAUUGGGAAUCUCAUGUAUGGGGUUGUGAAACUAAUGAAGUUGGUGGGUCAGCUCUCUGAUAAAUUCUACUAUACAGACUGUCUCCUCUUCGGCGCAAUAAUAUCUGCCACUGAUCCAGUUACCGUGCUAGCAAUAUUUAAUGAGCUGCAUGCUGAUGUUGACCUCUAUGCCCUUCUGUUUGGGGAAAGUGUGUUGAAUGACGCUGUUGCCAUUGUUUUAUCUUCAUCUAUAGUUGCCUAUCAGCCAACAGGUGAAAAUACCCAUGCUUUUGAUGCGGCAGCAUUUUUCAAAUCUGUUGGUGUUUUCCUGGGAAUAUUCAGUGGUUCUUUCAUGAUGGGAGCAGUGACGGGGGUUGUGACAGCUCUGGUGACAAAGUUUACCAAGUUGCACUGCUUCCCCCUGCUGGAAACGGCGCUCUUCUUCCUGAUGUCGUGGAGCACCUUCUUGCUUGCAGAAGCUUGUGGAUUUACUGGUGUGGUGGCUGUCCUCUUCUGUGGGAUUACCCAGGCACAUUAUACAUACAAUAACUUGUCAGUUGAAUCAAGGAGUCGCACUAAGCAGCUCUUUGAGGUAUUGCACUUCCUGGCUGAGAACUUCAUAUUUUCUUAUAUGGGUUUGGCACUGUUUACUUUCCAAAAACACAUAUUCAGCCCAGUUUUCAUCAUUGGAGCUUUUAUUGCAAUCUUUUUGGGCAGAGCUGCACACGUCUACCCUCUCUCCUUCUUGUUGAAUCUGGGCAGAAGGCAUAAGAUCAGCUGGAACUUUCAGCACAUGAUGAUGUUUUCAGGUCUCAGGGGAGCCAUGGCAUUUGCUCUGGCUAUACGAGAUACUGCUACCUACUCACAUCAAAUGAUGUUCUCAACAACUCUCCUCAUUGUCUUUUUCACCGUGUGGAUUGUUGGUGGAGGCACAACUCCCAUGCUGUCAUGGCUGAACAUCAGAGUUGGUGACCAUGUUCCAUCGGUGGAAGAGAUGAGUGAAAGCCACUGGCUGUAUUUCAGGGUUGGGGUUGACCCAGAUCAGGAUCCUCCACCUACUAAUGACAGCUUUCAAGUCUUACAAGGAGAUGGCCUGGAUUCUGAAAGGAAGAACAGGACAAAACAGGAAAGUGCUUGGCUCUUCAGGCUAUGGUAUAGCUUUGACCAUAAUUAUUUAAAGCCAAUUCUCACUCACAGUGGCCCUCCAUUAACCACAACUCUUCCCAGCUGGUGUGGCCUGAUAGCCCGUUGUCUGACGAGUCCCCAGGUUUAUGAUAAUCAAGAACAACUUAGAGAGGAGGAUUCUGAUUUUAUUCUGAAUGAUGGUGAUCUUACUGUGACAUACGGUGAUACAACAAUAACUGCAAAUGGUUCUUCUGGCCCCCACACAGCUACCACUAGCCUUGAUGGCAGGAGAACAAAAAGCAGUUCAGAGGAAGCACUGGAACGUGAUUUGGGAGCAGCAGAACAAGAAGUUACAAGCAGGGGUACCCGGCUAGUAUUUCCUCUGGAAGACAAUGCAUGAUUACUGACUCAGUAAAAAUAACUCUUGCUCUGUGGAUGGCUCAAGGAAGACUGCAGGCCACUGUGUCACUUGAGGUGGGGAUGUUUAUUUAAACAAGUUAACACGCAUAAGGGGUUUUACUGAGGUCUGAAGAUGUCGCCUAUUUUUUACUCAAGAUGCUGACGGGGUUUUCUAAAGGUCUGAAAGUAGACGAAUGAGAAAGCUGGUCAUUCUCCUCUUUUCAACUGCAUAUUGAAUCCAAGUGUAGCUAGCAUGCUGCAGUUGUCUUGUUCAGCUGCAGCAGCUCUCCCUGAGAGGUACGUGAAAACGCUGUCAUAAAACCACGCUUGGCUUAUCUUGGGAAUGUGGAAGAAGAAAUAUAAACAUGAUCAUUAUUAUGACAUAAAGAGAUGUGUGUGAGCUGGAUGGGGAGAGACCCAUUGUUAAUGUCACUUGUGAGGUUGAGGAAAACUGAAGUCACACAGGCCAGUGCACGUGAGGACUACAGAUGCAUGUAUGCAAUGCUCUGUGAGGGGAUCUGUUACUACAAGCUGUACUAAUGCACUGCAAGGAAAAAAGGGAAAAUAAGAUUUCCUCGCUGACUGUGUGUUCAACUAGGAAGGCAACAGGAGCUUCUUGUCCCUUUAACGUUGGGCAAUUUGACUGUUGCCAUUAGCUUAACAUCUAGUGCCUCAAAAGAAAAACACCCAGUUUCCUGUGGUCUAAGAUAUACCUGACCCCACACAAGCCCGGAGCCAGGUGCUCUCAGGCAGAAGUCAUGAGGCAAAAAUUUCUCUCCCAUAAGGUUCUUAAAAUCAGAUGAAUGAUAGUUGGAAACGUAUCUCAGGCUGGGGAAAGCAGCAGUUAAGAGGAGGAGAGGAAAAGAGGGAGAACGAGAGGCAGUGUUGAACUUGCACGGAACCAUGAGGUUUCAUAUUGCUCAGAAGAAUCCAUGGACUCUGCUUACAGAUCAUGUAUGUGAUAAACAGCAAACAUCUAAUUCAACAGACAAACAAAUGCUACUGGCUUUACCAUUUGUAACUGUUCUAAAAGAAAGGUGUUUACUCUUGUCCUCUUUCACAGAGCAGAUGUGAAACUUCAUUGGGGCAUUGCACAACAUACAGGCUACAGAAGUGAGGAGCUGUAGUAUCAUCUUCAAUGUGAAAAGGGAAAAAUCUUUGCCUAGUAUUUAGCCCACUUACAUGUAGGCUAGCAUUAACUUAUUGCUAAAUGCUUUUUGAUUUCCAAAUGAGGAGGUAUAAUUGUCUUUGCCAAGAGCUGGAAAAUUCAGCUUUGAAGAGCAGUUCAGCUAUUUAAAGCAUGCUAGAAUGUGAUUUUAUUCUCAUGUCUCAAAAGGUUUAUUUUUUUAAAGGAUUUUGUGGCCCACUAAUGUGAUGUAAUAUCAGUUUGUCUAAAAAGUGUGUUUUUCUUGCUGCCAUUACAAUUGUUCCCCUCAUUAAUAUGUGUGUGAGUAAAUACCCACCCUGUUUUUCCUUAACUAUUAAACUUACCAGGCUAAGUUCAGUAGGAGAACUUACUGCUACAGAGAAACAUUGCAGUUGUUUUGUCUAGUCUGCUUUCUUUCAAAUGUGUUCUGUAACAGGUGAUCUACCUCUUUGUCUGUCCCUCCAAGGUAAAUUUGUGAAGGGCACUGAUCUGUAAUAAUUGUCUGAUGUUAUUAAGAAUAGGAAAUCAGCAGCUUUUAUUGUGGAAAAACUGGAGGAACAAUAUGGUCUGAGCUCUGUUCUUAAACAGUGAAGACUAACAAACCCUGGUGAAGAUCUCUGAGCGGAACAAACUCCUUUUCAAUUCUCCUCUGCUUUCAAGGAAGACAAAGCAGAUAGCCAUGAUCCAUGCUAUUUAUACUAUUUACAUGACUUGUUUUUCUACUGCCAGCACUUUAAAAAUAAGUUUAAAAAGUCAUUUUUUCCUAAGUUACGAAACAAAUUUAGCAUGGACAACAUGGGUCCCAGAGCAAGAACUUGAGACUGCUACUGCAAUUAAUUUGAGCUAUUAGCUGAGUCGUAUGAACCAAAUUUUGGGGUGGGACAGUGAAAAUUAUCCAAAAUAAAUGGACUUAGUACAGCGAGGCAAACCUUUAUGUGUAGCUUGAAGCUGAUGCUUACAAAAUCACUUGGGCUGAAAAACAGUGUUAUACAGAGAAAGAUCUGUUCUUUGAAAAAAAAGAUCAUGUUACAGGUUCUGGAAGUAGAAAUUGUGUCAUUAGCUUCCUCAGGAAGACUGCAUCUUUUGAAAGCAUCAAUAAACCAUCCCAGUGCA
Apus apus (common swift) is the source of this 4410-nucleotide messenger RNA. RefSeq names its product solute carrier family 9 member A7 (gene SLC9A7). Gene Ontology annotation, molecular function: sodium:proton antiporter activity. The record is from RefSeq and is a predicted model, not a curated record. Gene Ontology annotation, cellular component: recycling endosome; membrane. The transcript has 17 exons. Gene Ontology annotation, biological process: sodium ion transport; regulation of pH; proton transmembrane transport. Lineage: Eukaryota; Metazoa; Chordata; Aves; Apodiformes; Apodidae. Bases 25 to 2151 code for a protein of 708 amino acids.